AUAAGGCUGUUGGUUUUGGUGCUUUUGAUGAUCCAAAAUGGCCGAUGACUAGAGCCUACUUGUUCUCUCUCACGUCCCAUCUCCCUUUGCAGACUAUCCUUCUCUUUCUCUCUAGGCCUACCUUCUUUCAUUCAUCGGCGUUUCACUGAUUGAUAGAUACAAUUACGCAAUGCUGGAUCUCAAUCUUGGUAUGGUCUCAAGCACUGAUCGGUCCAGCUCCACUUCAAUCGAUAACAAGUUUCCGGAGCUUUCCAGCAACCAAAUGGAAAGUUCUGUAAGCUUCAAUUCCUCUUCAGUUGUCAACGCCGGCGAUGAGGACGCAUCCUCCAACGCCGACAAGCUCGCGUACUCUUUCGGCAUCUUGAACAAGGAAGGAAGUAGUACUGUUGCAAUUUUUGAUCAUGAUGACGACAGUGGCGACCGGACGAUCCAGCUUUUCCCUCUCGAUGGUGGCGCCUGCUGGGGGCAGAGCACUGGAGCCGAUAUUCGAGGCCGAGAAUGGUUGGAUCUGGGAAGUAGGGCGGCGGAGUAUGGUGGGCUUGUGGAGCAGAGGAGCGUUUUUCCUGCUCAGCAACAGCGACUGCAGCAGGUGAAGAAGAGCCGGCGUGGUCCUAGGUCGCGGAGCUCGCAGUAUCGUGGCGUCACGUUUUAUAGAAGGACCGGCCGAUGGGAAUCUCAUAUAUGGGAUUGUGGCAAACAAGUGUACUUGGGAGGAUUUGACACCGCUCAUGCUGCAGCUAGGGCAUAUGAUCGAGCUGCGAUCAAGUUUCGUGGAGUUGAUGCUGAUAUCAAUUUCAAUGUCAGUGAUUAUGAUGAAGACAACAAGCAGAUGAGUAACUCUACAAAGGAGGAAUUUGUGCAUAUCCUGCGUCGCCAAAACACUGGUUUCUCUCGAGGUAGUUCAAAAUACAGGGGAGUGACCCUUCACAAAUGUGGGCAGUGGGAGGCUCGUAUGGGACAGCUUCUGGGCAAGAAGUAUAUAUACCUUGGGCUAUUCGAUAGUGAGAUAGAAGCUGCAAGGGCUUAUGACAAGGCUGCUAUAAAAUGCAAUGGUAGGGAAGCAGUCACUAACUUCGAGCCUGGCACAUAUGAUGGGGGUACAGUUGACAAUCAAAAUCUUGAUCUGAACUUGGGAAUCGCUCCUCCUCGUAUGGAGGAUGGCCUAAACAGGGCCAAAAAUAUGGGCCGCCCAUGUUUCCAGCACGGCUGGGAUGGCAUGGCCAUCGACAAGGGAGAGAAGAUUGGACUUUCUGGUUCUGCAUCAGUGAGGGUUCUACCACUCCAUGGCCCUUCUGUUGCAUCUGAGCACUCUUCCAUGUCAAGUGGUGUCAGUUUCUUUCCCCUCUAUAAGGGAAGAGCAAAACAGAAGAGGAUGGAAGUAGAUCCUUCACUAAAAUGGGCAGGGCAAAUCCAUACCCCUUAUAGUGAGGCAAUUUCAGCACCAAUCUUCUCUACUGCAGCAUCAUCAGGAUUCUCUUCUUCUACAAUUCACACCACACCUUCAGCUUCCCCUGCUCAAUUUCACUUUCCAAACAUACCCAAUUUCUACUGCAGGAGCUGAGAGGUAGAUUUAUAUCCAUCUGUUAAAGUUGGUGUAGGACUAGGUAUGCUUCUUCUGGGUCUCCCUUUUUCUCUUUGUUUUAAGCAAUUCCGUAUUACUUGGCUUUGCUUUUGGGUCGUACACCUGCACCGCGAAGAAAAUAGUUAAAAGGAAAGGACUAUCUGUCUACAUCUGUAUCAUGAUCAACAUCAAAAGCUAUAUGGCUUGUGUACGUAUGAACAGUUUAUAUGUGUGUGUGUGGAUGCUGAUCAUUCCAGCUUUUUAGAAAGACUGGCCUCUACCAAUACAUGUGUUAUUGGGGAUC
Molecule: messenger RNA, 1865 nt
Organism: Tripterygium wilfordii
Lineage: Eukaryota; Viridiplantae; Streptophyta; Magnoliopsida; Celastrales; Celastraceae
Product: APETALA2-like protein 3
Exons: 10
Coding region: 170-1561 (463 amino acids)
Biological process (GO): regulation of DNA-templated transcription
Molecular function (GO): DNA binding; DNA-binding transcription factor activity
Source: RefSeq, a predicted model, not a curated record